Molecule: messenger RNA, 2690 nt
Organism: Mastomys coucha (southern multimammate mouse)
Lineage: Eukaryota; Metazoa; Chordata; Mammalia; Rodentia; Muridae
Product: cytochrome P450 2J3
Exons: 9
Coding region: 263-1771 (502 amino acids)
Biological process (GO): xenobiotic metabolic process
Cellular component (GO): cytoplasm; intracellular membrane-bounded organelle
Molecular function (GO): heme binding; iron ion binding; oxidoreductase activity, acting on paired donors, with incorporation or reduction of molecular oxygen, reduced flavin or flavoprotein as one donor, and incorporation of one atom of oxygen
Source: RefSeq, a predicted model, not a curated record
GGUAAAAGUGAAAGAGCUCUGGGGGACAAAGCUCUGUUAAGGCUUAGGGAGAAGAUAAGCAAGUCAGGCGAAGAGGGUGACUUAAAGGUGAAUAGAGCUGGGCGGAGGAGUCUGCAGGAGAUGGGCUGGGCCCUGUAGGAACUAGGGGGCGGUUAACCACAAGCCUGGCUCAGUCCGAGAACUACAGGCAGUGGCCCUAAGGACCUCCCUUAGUUCAGAUUUCAGAUUCUCAUUCCCCCAAGAGCUUGCUCCAGUAUCAGCCAUGCUUGCCGCAGCGGGCUCCCUAGUAGCCUUCAUUUGUUCUGCGCUCCAUCUCCGGAUUUUGCUGCUGGCUGCUGUCACUUUUCUGUUCCUGGCUGAUUUCUUCAAAAACCAGCGCCCCAAGAACUACCCGCCAGGGCCACAGCGCCUGCCCUUCGUGGGUUGCUUGUUCCAUUUGGACCCCAAGCAGCCCCACCUAUCACUUCAGCAGUUUGUGAAGAAAUAUGGGAAUAUGAUAAGCCUGGAUUUUGCUAACAUUCCUUCAGUGGUUAUAACUGGCAUGCCCUUAAUCAAAGAAGUCUUUACUCAAAUGGAGCACAAUUUUCUGAAUCGCCCGGUCACUCUUCUCCGAAAACAUCUCUUUAAUAAAAAUGGAUUGAUCUUCUCCAGUGGCCAGACAUGGAAGGAACAAAGAAGGUUUACCCUAAUGACAUUGAGGAACUUUGGACUAGGAAAGAAGAGCUUAGAGCAGCGAAUUCAAGAGGAGGCUCACCACCUUAUGGAAGCCAUAAGAGAUGAGGGAGGACAGCCUUUUGACCCUCACUUCAAUAUCAACAAUGCAGUUUCCAAUAUCAUUUGCUCUAUUACCUUUGGGGAGCGCUUUGAGUACUAUGACAGCCAGUUUCAGGAAAUGCUGAAGCUACUGGAUGAGGCCAUGUGUUUGGAGUCAUCAUUGAUGUGCCAACUUUACAAUAUCUUUCCAAGGAUACUUCAGUAUCUUCCUGGAUCACACCAAACAUUUUUCAGAAACUGGAGAAAACUGCAAUUGUUUGUUUCUGAUAUUAUUAACAAUCACCGGAGAGACUGGGAUCCAGAUGAGCCAAGAGACUUCAUUGAUGCUUUCCUCAAGGAAAUGGCAAAGUACCCAGACAAGACUACUACAAGUUUCAAUGAAGAAAACCUCAUCUGCAGCACUCUGGACCUCUUCUUUGCUGGAACCGAGACAACAUCCACAACACUGCGCUGGGCUCUGCUCUGCAUGGCCCUCUACCCAGAAGUCCAAGAAAAAAUGCAGGCUGAGAUCGACAGAGUGAUUGGCCAAGGAAGACAGCCAAACCUGGCAGACCGAGACUCUAUGCCUUAUACCAAUGCUGUCAUUCAUGAGGUGCAGAGAAUAGGCAACAUCAUCCCCUUUAAUGUUCCCAGGGAAGUGGCAGUUGACACCAAGUUGGGUGGAUUUAACUUACCAAAGGGUACCAUGCUUCUAUCCAACCUAACUGCACUACACAGGGACCCUAACGAGUGGACCACCCCAGAUACCUUCAAUCCAGAGCACUUUUUGGAGAAUGGACAGUUUAAGAAGAGAGAAUCCUUCCUGCCAUUCUCAAUGGGAAAGCGAGUUUGUCUUGGAGAACAACUGGCCAAGUCUGAGCUCUUCAUUUUUAUCACUUCUCUUUUCCAAAAAUUUACCUUUAAACCCCCAGUCGAUGAGAAGCUAAGUCUGCAAUUCAGAAUGGGUGUCACCAUUUCCCCAGUCAGUCACCGCCUUUGUGCAAUUCCUAGGCUGUGAUAUUGAAGGAGGAAAGUAUGAAGAAAUAGCAUCUGCAUGGAAGACACUGGUCUCUGCUCUCAUUUGAGCAGAGGGUAGGUUAAGGUGACUGAGAGAGUGCAUGCAAUGAGACUAAGGAAACUGAAUCAAUUAUAGAUUCAUUAAGUAGAAAGCCACUUACGUGCUUGGUGGCACAACUUUUCAAUUGAAGACUUGCAGAGAAAAAUGAUUCCUUAAAAAAAAAAAUGGUUGCAGGAAUCAUGGGGAAUGGAUUAAGUGGAUAUGUAAAUCAUAAAAACAAUUAUAAAAGUUACACCUUUACCUUGCCUCCUUCUUUCCUCCUUUCGUUGAUGUGCAUUUGCUUCUGGACUGUAGUCAUAGUUCAUCUAUAUGUGCUUAAAAAAGUAAAUAAGAGUUAUGGUGACUCUUAUGGGGUGAAGGCAGUAUAGAUGUCCACCUCAAGGAUCUCCUAUUUGUCAGAUCUGCAGUUGCCUUGCUUUGCUCUGCCUCUCAGUGGCCGUUUUGAAAGUCAGUAUGGCAGGGUGACUCCCAACAGACAAGCUAAGCAGGUGUAUUGGAAGCAGUUUCUAUGAUUUACAUAGACCUUGACCUUGGACCCAGGACAUGGUAAAAAGUAAGCACAGAAAAGCAAAUUCUGGAAGCAUUCUGACUUAAGAAAGACUUUCUGCAUCCAUACUAACCUUUUUACCUAGGAUUCUCCACUAAACAUUUGUACAGAAACAUUCUUUCACCCUUACUUAUCACCCGCCAGUCAUUUGCAGCAUCUAGCAGAAGCUAUAAACUAACUUAGAGACCUCUGCUAGUUAGCAGCUUACAGAAACAAGGUAUUUCCUUACACUCACUGCUGUUGCUGUCAAAAUCUAAGCCUUAGAGCCUGUCUGUGUUAUCCACAGUGUUAUUAAAAGAGACUUACCCAAAA